This is a messenger RNA of Benincasa hispida (wax gourd), 1431 nucleotides long. Its product is annotated as BTB/POZ domain-containing protein. The record is from RefSeq and is a predicted model, not a curated record. Gene Ontology annotation, molecular function: protein binding. NCBI's taxonomy places the organism in Eukaryota, Viridiplantae, Streptophyta, Magnoliopsida, Cucurbitales, Cucurbitaceae.
UCAUAUUUGUUUGUUCAUAGAUUCUCAUGCUUUGAUCAGGAAGCAGUACAGAGAAGCAAGAGAGAGAGAGAGAGAGAGAGAGAGAAGAGUAUUUGUCUUUAUAGGUUUUGCUCUACAAACGUUUAUGAGUAAUAUCUAUAGAAUUUGCCAACCUGGGAAAGUCCGGAGAGCAUUUCCUCGAUGGUAUCUUCGGUUGCAUCAAUGAAAUCACAGCAGCCCUUGCGUUUGCUAGGAUGAGUGAAUCAGCUUAUAGGGUAGAAACCACAUCCCGUCUUGCCCAAUGGAGGAUCGAAAAUCUUGCUUCCUGUACCUACCGCAAAUCCGAUCCUUUCAAAAUCGGCAAGUGGAAAUGGCAUAUAUCAGUGGAAAAAAACAAGCUUUUAUAUGUUAAAUUAUACCCAGAAAUAUCAAGCUUAACAAGGGAUAAUCCCCCGAUUGUAUCUUUCAUCAUCCGAGUGGUCUCAUCUGCAGGGGAUCGGAAGGCUUUGACUCAUCCAGAAAUUAUAGACAAGCAGCUUAAGAACAACGACGACUUUAUUUGGCAAAUUGAAGUUCCAUUAACAGGGAAGUUCAUCAUUGACGUUGAAUUCCUUGACUUGAAGAUUGCAUCACCAGAGGGUGGGGAACCAUCCUCCAUCUGGGCAGAUGGAUUGACACAACAACGAUCGAAUUCAAGAGCUCUUAUUGCAUUGGGUCGAAUGUUGAAGGAAAGCAUCCACACAGAUAUCAUAAUUAAUGCUUCUGAUGGAAGUGUUGGAGCCCAUCGCGCUAUUCUUGCUUCACGAUCACCUGUUUUCCACAGCAUGUUUUCACAUGACCUGAAAGAAAAGGAACUAUCUACCUUAAACAUCUCUGAUAUGUCUUUUGAAGCUUGCCAGGCUUUUCUUAAUUAUAUGUAUGGUCAUAUCCAACAUGAAGAGUUCCUGGCCCAUAGACUGGCACUUCUUCAUGCAGCUGAUAAAUAUGACGUAGAUGACCUAAAAGAAGCCUGCCAUGAUAGUCUGCUAGAAGAUAUUGAUGCCAAGAAUGUGCUUGAAAGACUCCAGAAUGCAUCUCUUUAUCAAUUGCCAAAACUGAAGACCAGCUGCAUGCAGUAUCUUGUGAAGUUUGGUAAGAUACUCGACAUCCGAGAUGAAUUCAAUGUCUUUCUGCAGAAUGCAGACAGGGAUCUAAUAGCUGAAAUCUUCCAUGAAAUUCUUAAUGCUUGGAAAGGCUUCUAGCUUGAUGAAGGGGAUGGUUAAUGUUAGUGUGUUUAUGGUAUACACAUAAGAUUGCUACAAGGAUUUAGUGUCAGAAUUCAACCUUGAAGGUGAUUCUUCUAAUUAUUUGUCCUGAAAUUAGUCAGGUUUCUCAUGAUAGAUGAUUGUGUUAUGAAUACAAAUACAAUUGAAAGAAAUGUAAAUGCUUUGAUGUUCUGUGUUUGGAAUUUUA